AUGAGCAGAGCUUGGUUUGCAGCAGCUCACUCUGGAGAUGUUUGCACACUUAGAAGCCUCAUGGACACCUACAUUAGGAGCAGAGAUGAGAACGGAGAGACAGCGCUGUUAAUAGCCAUACGGGCAGGCCAUUUGAAUGCCAUCCAGCUUCUGGCAGUACACGAACUUACAACAAAAAGUCUGGCGGGAGUAUCACCUCUAGUUGCCAGCGUACAUCAGCGACGAAUGGAUAUGGUCCAUAUCUUGAUACGUAAUCCUCAGCUGCUAACAGUGCAAGACAUGGAUGAGGCGAUUGCUGCAGCGCACCAGGAAGGCGCCUUUGAAGAUAUUCUGGUCCAUACGCGUCGCAUAGUGGCAAUAUUAAACGACGCGUCAAGUCUCUUGAGUACGCGAAGCCCAACAGCAACAUCUUUAAACGGCAGCAAAGCAGGGUUCGAGGCCCAAGGACUUGGUGGGACCAUGCAUACUAAUAUGAAUACGCUCUUCGGCAUCGGUCUAGACACCCCCCAAUUUGAUUUUGGAAAAUCUAAUAACCUCAAGCAAUCUGAUAUUAAUGAACCUAGUUCCUCUCUAAGAACUGCUGAAACAGUCAAUGUAACUGGUGAAAGCGUUAACAACUGCUUAGAUUUAGUAUCCGGGGUCCCGCUGGACCUACAGGAUAUUGAGCUACCUGACAUGUUGGACGCAUCACUUGCUCGAGAAGAUCAAGUCCAAGAGGAGACCUCUACCUCUGAGCAAAAUAUUGAUCUUGCAGAGUCAUUACAAAAUUCAUCUAACACAAAUUUGAAUUCUCAACAGAGUCCCAGGCAAGACACUCCAACGAAUUUGUCAAAUAUAGAGUUGGCAGAAAAGAUUGAGGAUCUAGACUUUUCUGAUGAUAAGGACCAAGGUCUUACAGUGCUCGACGUGGUAGAUAGCUUUCAGGGCUCUGUUCAGUCUUCGUCUGUUUGCAAACAAACCCCUCUUCCAGAGAAUAGUAGGUUUCUCAACAUCACUCCGUGUGCCAGAACAGCAAAUGGCAGCGAGAUUCAGUCGACAGAGGCCCCUGCUAUGUCUAUUCGGGACUUUAGCCCCCGUUUUAGAAAGAAUCCAGAUGCCUUCCAACUACUCUCUGGAAAGGGCUCAACAAAGCUAAAGAAUAUGCUCCACACUCCAGCUCCAAUGUGCACGACGUUGAGCCAUGACUCCGGCGAUAGUGCACACUGUCCCUGCUGUAUUCAAUAUGUAGAGCAAAUUUCUACUAUGCAAACACUUAUAGCUAAUCUAGAAACGCGUAUAUCUGGGCUAUACGGAAAGAUAAAGGAAACCACCGCGGAUCGUGACAAGUGGAAAGAGCACGCCGAACGUGCCACCGAAGAAAUCAGAGCGAAGAAGCAAUACAUUCAUACAUUAGAAGAACGGAUUGCCAAAAUGGUCACUGAGUUGUCGAGAGAUGCUCAGAAGCAAUGUUCUGGCAUGGACCCAAAUAAGAACACGGACCUAAUCAAUAACGCUAUUAUUGGGAAUUUACACGGUGUAUAUGCAUAUAUAAGCCAAGUAGGUCAUGUGAAUGCGUGCGGGCAAACAGCCCUCAUGCUGGCCGCAAAGAAUAAUCACCCAGAGGUAGUUGCAGUUCUAGCUCCCCUGGAGGCGAAAAGGUAUUGUUGUCACGGGAAGACGGCCUUAAUGUAUGCAUCUGAGGCCAAUUCUGUUGAAUGUGUUGAGAUUUUACUGGACCUUGAAAAGUGCAUGGCAUCCCCAAGCACAGACUUGCUGGAAUCGGCUUAUGAUUAUGGAGAAGCUGCUUCUGUUUCUGGUCGUACAGCCCUUAUGAUAGCAGCAAAGGUUGAUGCGAUUCAGGUGGCAAAGCUUCUUGUGGAAGAUGAAGCGGGGAUGCAGAUGACCAACGGCGUGACUGCUCUUAUGAUUGCUAUCUCUAAAGGGCACGAGCAAAUUGCACAUAUGUUGCUACUAAAAGAGAGUGGGCUAGAGACCAAAGAGGGGGACUUUGCCCUCAGACGUGCAGUGCACAAGAGGAUGCGGGGAGUGAUCAGCACCCUUAUGUACGCAGAGGAGCGGCUGAUGAACAGCGUGGGGUGGACACCAAUGAUGAUUUACACUAUGCUUAGCGAUUUGGACUCAGUCAAACAAUAUGCAGCGUCUGAUUACGGGAAGAAAGACAUAAAUGGUUGCACUGCCUUGAUGAUCAGCGUCCGUCUUCGUUUGACGCCAAUAACUAAAUUUCUAGCGGCAAAGGAAAGCGGGAUCAUAGACCUACAAGGCCGCACAGCUUUGAUCAUCGCCGUUCAACUAGAAAACAUAUCAGCUAUCAAGGUGCUUGCACCUUUUGAGCGGAACAUUAGAUCACUGUCUGGCCUUGCGCCACUAGACUACAUACCGCAAAAAUCUCAGAACAAAAAGCGUAUUAAAGAGAUACUAACCAAAGCCUAUUAG
This is a messenger RNA of Giardia duodenalis, 2433 nucleotides long. Its product is annotated as Ankyrin repeat protein 1. The coding region runs from base 1 to 2433 and encodes 810 amino acids. The record is from RefSeq and is a predicted model, not a curated record. The transcript has a single exon. Gene Ontology annotation, molecular function: protein binding. Lineage: Eukaryota; Fornicata; Diplomonadida; Hexamitidae.